AUGGGCAGCACAGGACCAACCGAAGAUGCUCCCAAGAAGCAAAUCCUGCUGAAUGCGUUUGACAUGUCAACUGUUGGGCAUUUAUCGCCUGGACAGUGGAAGAACCCCGCCGACAAAUCCGCCACAAAGCGCACACUGGAAUACUGGAUCGAACUAGCCAAACUCCUCGAACGAGGUGGCAUCAAUGCCCUCUUCCUGGCUGAUACUUAUGGCGGAUAUGACACCUACGAGGGGAAGCUGGACGAAUGUAUUCGGCGCGCUGCACAGUGGCCGGUUACGGAUCCUACAAUUCCCAUCUCAGCAAUGGCAGCCGUGACGAAGAAUCUUGCCUUCGGAAUCACUUCGUCUACGUCGUUUGAGCCGCCUUUCCUUCUUGCGAAACGUUUCUCGACACUCGAUCAUCUCACCAAUGGGCGGAUUGGGUGGAAUAUCGUGACAUCGUGGAAGAAGGCUGCGUUCAAGGCAAUUGGUCUGGAUACACCUAUUGAACAUGAUGAGCGAUAUCGACAGGCUGAUGAAUACCUGCGCGUUCUAUACAAACUCUGGGAAGGCUCCUGGUCCAACGACGCCGUCUCCCCCAACCCCGACGAAGACUCCUACAUCGACCCAGACAAGGUCCGCCAGAUCAACCACAAGGGGAAAUACUUCUCCCUGAACACGCGACACAUCGUUGAUCCCUCGCCGCAGCGUACGCCCUUCCUCUUUCAGGCCGGUACAUCGCCCGCGGGAUCAGAAUUCGCCUCGAACCACGCCGAGGCGAUCUUCGUCUCCUCGCACUCGCCUUCCGUGCUCAGACCACGCAUCGAUAAUAUCCGUAAACUGGCGGCGGAAAAGGGAAGGGAUCCGCAGAGCAUCAAGUUCUUUGCUACGUUUACGCCGAUCGUGGGACGGACGGAUGAAGAGGCGUAUGAGAAGUAUGAGGAGGUGAAGAAGUAUGCUUCUGUGAUUGGUGGAUUGGUGCUUUUCAGUGGAUGGACGGGGAUAGAUAUUUCCAAGAUUCCGCUCGACCAGGAUAUCACUGCUGCUGAUUCAGUGGAGACGCAUAAGGUGACUAGUAUCCUGAACUCGUUCACGACGACGAGUAAGGAAAUUCCACGAUGGACACCACGAAUUGUCGCGCAGCGUGCUGCUAUCGGUGGACUUGGUCCUGUCGCUAUCGGUAGCCCUACAACCGUCGCCGAUGAAUUGGAAAGAUGGGUGAAGGAGGCUGAUUUGGAUGGGUUUAAUAUCGGACACGUUACUACGCCUGGGACGUUUGAAGAGGUUGUUGAUCUACUUAUUCCCGAGUUGAGGAGGCGAGGUAUUUAUCCCGAGUUGUCAGAGGAACAGCUGACGGCGAGAGAAAAGGUGUUUGGAAAGGGACAGAAGGGGUUGAGAGAUGAUCAUACUGGAAGCAAGUACAAGUAUGAUGUCUAUCAAGAAGACGAACCGUAUGUUGAAGAGGAGGCCAAGAGCGAGUAA
Messenger RNA from Aspergillus wentii DTO 134E9, 1461 nucleotides. RefSeq names its product xenobiotic compound monooxygenase, DszA family. NCBI's taxonomy places the organism in Eukaryota, Fungi, Ascomycota, Eurotiomycetes, Eurotiales, Aspergillaceae. The transcript is spliced from 4 exons. Gene Ontology annotation, molecular function: monooxygenase activity; oxidoreductase activity, acting on paired donors, with incorporation or reduction of molecular oxygen. The coding region runs from base 1 to 1461 and encodes 486 amino acids. The record is from RefSeq and is a predicted model, not a curated record.